Rotaria sp. Silwood1 is the source of this 879-nucleotide messenger RNA. The record is from the annotation of a GenBank genome assembly. NCBI's taxonomy places the organism in Eukaryota, Metazoa, Rotifera, Eurotatoria, Philodinida, Philodinidae.
AUGCGAUCGACAUUAAUUUUUUUAUCAUUGUUUCUCUUGGUCAUUGUUGCUUUCUCUGUAUCUCAUGGGUUCAAUCAUCAUCGAAUAUCAGAAAAAAACCCAAAACGGCGACACCAUCAUCGUCAUUGGAAACAUCAUCAUCAUUGUAAACAUCAUCAUUGGAUGAAGCACAGACAUCAUCACAGACAUGAUGAAGAUGACAGUUGUGAAGAAGAACCCAGUGGCCAACGUGGUCCAGGUAGCCGAGACAGGCUCGGUAGACACGGUGGCCCAGGUGGACAAGGCGGACCUGGUAGACAAGGUGGUCCAGGUGGACAAGGCAGACCCGGUGGGCAAGGUGGCCCAGGCGGUCAAGGCAGACCCGGUGGACAAGGCGGCCCUGGUGGACAAGGUAGUCCGGGCGGUCAAGGCAGACCUGGUGGCCCAGGUGGCCAAGGUAGUCCAGGCAGACCAGGUGGACAAGGUGGCCCAGGUAGCCCAGGCGGUCAAGGCAAACCCGGUUGGCAAGGCGGCCCAGGUGGACAAGGUAGUCCAGGCAGACCCGGUGGGCAAGGUGGUCCAGGUGGACAAGGUAGUCCAGGUGGUCAAGGCACACCCGGUGGACAAGGCGGUCCAGGUGGUCAAGGCAGACCCGGUGGACAAGGCGGACCAGGUGGUCAACGCAGACCCGCUGGCCGAGGCAGACCUCCUGGCCGAGGCAGACCUCCUGGUCGAGGCAGACCUCCUGGUAGAGGCAGACCUCCUGGCCGAGGCAGACCCCCUGGCCGAGGCAGACAACAUGGUCGAGGCAGACACCAUGGCCAUGGCAGACACCCUGGCCAUGGCAGGUUCGGUGCCAACAACCAACAAGCAGGAAAUAGUGUUGGAGGCGGUAAAUAA